UCUUUUAGUGACGCAUAUUUCGCGCGAAGCUUUGUUUGGCACGUUAGAUUGAAAGAGACGAGGGUAGAAAUGAGUAAAAAAGAUAACGGCUCCACUCUCAUCCUGUCUUAUCUGAAUGAGAAGAACCGUCCUUACAGUGCCCAGGAUGUCUUCUGUAAUUUACAAAAGCAGCAUGGGUUGGGAAAAACGGCAGUGGUCAAGGCCAUGGAGCUGCUGGCUUUGGAGGGCAAGAUAAAGGAAAAAGCCUAUGGCAAGCAAAAGAUCUAUUUUGCAGAUCAGUCUCAGUUCAAAGACGUGAACGAUGCAGACCUGAAGGCCAUGGACAGGCAGAUCUCAGAGCUCAGUGCAGAGGUGCAGUCUCUCACCCAGACCUGCAGACAGCUAGACGCAGAGCUGAAGGAGCUCAACAGCUCCCUGACAACUAAGGAAAUUCAGUCAGAGAUCCAAGAGCUGAAAGCGGAGUGUUCUGGGUACAGAGGACGUCUGGAGAAGAUUAAGUCCGCCACAAAUCAUGUCACACCAGAAGAGAAAGAGAAGGUUUGCAAAGAGCGGAACGUUUAUGUGAAAGAGUGGAAAAAGAGGAAGAGAAUGGCGUCGGACAUGAUGAACCAAAUUUUGGAAGGGUACCCCAAGAGCAAGAAGGAGUUUCUGGAUGAAGUUGGAGUGGAGACUGAUGAGGACUGUAAGGUGGUUGUCCCCAGCACUUGAAAGAAUCUGAAAAAUGUCUGUUCAUCCACUUCCUCAAUGUAAGCCUGUACAGUGCUAAGAUACUUAAGCAGUCUGAGUGACAACAUCGUCUUUAUUUAAAGCGUUUCUUUUGAAAACGUACAUCUUUCAUAAAAGGUGAAUGGAGUUUGUUUUUUUACUGCUAGUAUGUUGUAAAAAAUGUAAAAAGAAUGACAAGUUGUCCAUCUUCCUGUUUAGUUUGUUUACCAACUUUUGCACUGUUUCUUCAUUCAGUCUUGCUGCCGAGUUAUUAAAUGCUAUGAUUGUAACGUU
Molecule: messenger RNA, 999 nt
Organism: Labrus bergylta (ballan wrasse)
Lineage: Eukaryota; Metazoa; Chordata; Actinopteri; Labriformes; Labridae
Gene: psmc3ip
Product: PSMC3 interacting protein
Biological process (GO): meiotic strand invasion involved in reciprocal meiotic recombination; meiotic joint molecule formation; homologous chromosome pairing at meiosis
Cellular component (GO): DNA recombinase auxiliary factor complex; condensed nuclear chromosome
Molecular function (GO): recombinase activator activity; double-stranded DNA binding
Source: RefSeq, a predicted model, not a curated record